Molecule: messenger RNA, 1437 nt
Organism: Brassica oleracea var. oleracea
Lineage: Eukaryota; Viridiplantae; Streptophyta; Magnoliopsida; Brassicales; Brassicaceae
Product: putative Holliday junction resolvase
Exons: 8
Coding region: 59-775 (238 amino acids)
Biological process (GO): rRNA 5'-end processing
Source: RefSeq, a predicted model, not a curated record
GAGCUUUUGUUGGCUCAUCGUCGAAGUACUGGAACUGUUCUGUCUUCUUGCCACUACAAUGCGUUCUCUUCAGUACUUCCCCUCCGUCUCAAUCUCCUUCAGAACACAAAAAGACGUAAACACCCCUCUCCUUCCUCGCUUAUCUCCCACUAAAACCCGUAAUUAUCCUCUACCGUUGAGGGUAGCGACGUCAACUGACGAAAUCCUCCCAAACGCCGUCCGCCGGAAAACAGACAUCAACUGGAGAGGAGGGUUCAGUCUCGGCGUAGACUUAGGGUUGUCGAAGACAGGAAUCGCGCUUAGUAAAGGCUACACCUUUCGACCUCUCACGGUUUUGAAAUCGAGAGGGCAGAAGCUCGAGACGAAGCUGCUAAAAAUUGCCGAAGAAGAGGAGGUUGAUGAGUUCAUAAUCGGGUUGCCGAGAUCUUCUGACGGUAAAGAGACGGUUCAGUCUAAUAAAGUUCGAUCUGUCGCGGGAAGGCUUGCUGUUCAAGCUGCUGAGAGAGGUUGGAGGGUUUAUGUAUUGGAUGAACAUGGGACAUCAUCAGAAGCUUCAGACAGAAUGAUUGUAAUGGGACUCGGCAAGAGUGAAAGGCAGAACAGAGAAGAUGCGUACGCUGCUGUGAUAUUAUUGGAGAGGUAUUUCUCUACACAAGGUCUAGGAGCCGAGAUUAUACUUCCGAAGAGUUUAGACCUCCAAGAGAAGAUCAAGAACAAUGCACCUAAAGACCCUGACUUUUUACCCGGAAAACUCGAAGAAUAUUACAAAUUCUAAAGCAGUUUGCUAUCGUUCGCAAUUUCUGUGAUUUCGAUUCAGUAUAUAAACACAACAAUAAGUUUUUUUUUUGGCCUAUGAUCUUGUUAGUUCGGUAGUUCAUCUACCAAAAGAUCCUAUUUUUACUCUGUUUGUGUGUGUUUAUAUUACAAGGCAGAACAGAGUCAAGUAAACUGGUGAAUACAAGUGACAUACGUGUACACAUCUUAGCCCAAUCAAAGUGGAUAAAGGAACUCUUUCACACGUGCGAGAUCAUCUCUUGUGUGAUAAAGCUGAAUGUACUAUUUCUACUCUGCAAAGUUUGAACCUUUAACAAUGGCUCUCUCUUCGCUCUCUCCGCUCCCUAUGAAGUCACUUGAAACUUCACGAUCCUCAUCUUCCGUCUCAAGGUCUCUUUACCAUCUUCCGAGACACCCAUUGAGGCGUUUACAGCUAAACUCCCGUUCAAGACCAGAAAGAGAUUCGUCAGAUUCUAGGGAAGAUUGUUGCUCCGGUGGAGAGCCGAAGACGUGGAAGAGGUUUUUAUCUGGAGCUUUAGCAGCGGCGGUGGUAGUCUCGAGCUCAGGGUUUCCAGCAAUGGCAGAUCUUAACAAGUUCGAGGCGGAUAUACGUGGCGAGUUUGGGAUUGGAUCAGCUGCUCAGUUCGGUUCUGCUGAUCUCAG